UCAUAUAUGGAACCACAGCACUGUCAAACAGCCGUGGUUCAAGCAAACAGCCAUGUGGCAUCCAGGUAUUCGUAGUCCGUAUGACCGAGCGUGGGUCAAACACCCCUGCGUCGUUCAUCCGACCGCAUAGCACCCUAACCAGAUUCCGUACUGCGAACAACGGACCGCCCAUCCCCCCUGGGCACGAUCCGACCAGACUUGGGUAUCAUUGAUGCAAGGCCAACACAUCCCAUCCACGGAUCAUACAGCCAGCCAAACACGGGCCAGCUUGUAACAUAGUACCACAUAUAUACACGCAAAGCAACGUUUGUUCCACUAUGCACAACCUGGAUCGAUAUAAUGUAUACCCAAAAAUUGGAGAGAUACAAGCACGACAUAGCAGAGAGGCAUUGUGGCUUCCGUACAUAUACAGGCACUCUCCUGAUUCGGGAACAGGACAGCGACUAUCGGAAACGAAUCUGGUCUAAUACUAUAGAGACCAAUCCGGUGAGGGGGAUGGGGGAUAUUAUCGAAUACAACCUCCAGAGCGAGGAACGUGCUGAGGGCUUCCUCAUGAUGAUACGCAAGACAAAUCAGAUGUUAUAUCAAGCCCUGGAAACGUUCGGGGAGAAAGGGAAAUUUGUCAGGAAACCCCCUCCCGCUGUGGCACUGACGGACACCGUGCGCGCAGCACUCGGGGAAAAGGUGAAAGCUCUAUGGUACGUGAAUCAAAACCCUGUUUACAACCGGGGGACCGGGACCAUCUGGCCCGCUCUAGAGAAACUGAAGGAACAUGAGCAACUGCUUCCUGAGGAAAUAGCAGUGUUCGAGAUAAAACGCAAGGAUACCGUUGCUAUGAUGAAGUACCUGGAAGACAUGAGCAAGGACACUACCAUCCCAGAACCCAACCGCAGGUUCAUCUUCCUGUCCUGGGCCUACCCCGAUGUUUCCUCACAGCUAUACAUGCCUGGAACACCUCCCUACCACUCCACCUUACUAGAUGUCUAUGUGAUUGUAUAG
Esox lucius (northern pike) is the source of this 999-nucleotide messenger RNA. RefSeq lists its product as uncharacterized. Lineage: Eukaryota; Metazoa; Chordata; Actinopteri; Esociformes; Esocidae. The record is from RefSeq and is a predicted model, not a curated record. Bases 340 to 999 code for a protein of 219 amino acids. The transcript has 3 exons.